AUGCUUCUUGCGUCUUCCGGUGUGAGUGCAUAUCAAGAACGAGUACCCCUCCAGCUGCUCGAUUUCGCAUAUCGCUACACAUCCAGCGUCUUACAAGACGCCGUAUAUCUCGCCGCUGAGGGUUAUGCCGGUGACGUAUCGGGCUCAAAGGCUGGCGAGGGUACCAAAACCCAGCAACCUUCGCAGGAAAUCUCGACUGUGAGUUUACAAGCUCUACGAUUGAGCAUCGCGUCGCGAUUACAUUAUCAGUUUCAGCCUGGCUUGCCCAAGGAGUUCUUGAUGGAUAUUGCCGCGGAGCGGAAUCGGAUAAUGCUUCCCGGUCUUUCGAGAGGUGCUGAAGGCGGAAUGUCUAAUGUUGCGGCACCGGGCGUAAUCAUGGGUGGCAUGAGGCUGCCGCCUGAGAGAUUCUGUCAGACUGGUGUGGGUUGGGGUUUAAGAGACGAGUGGGAGAGUGAGGGAGAAGAGGAAAUGGAGGUUGAUGCUGCCGGACAGCAAGGAGCCCCUACCACUGCGGCUGCACCCGGGGGAGAGGAGGGCGGCGCUGAGGACGAUGAUGUUGACGGAAAGAUGGAGGACAUUUUCGGCGAAGACGCGAUGGAUGAGGACAAUCCCGAUGGCGAUAAAACUAUGACAGAUGUCUGA
Molecule: messenger RNA, 642 nt
Organism: Uncinocarpus reesii 1704
Lineage: Eukaryota; Fungi; Ascomycota; Eurotiomycetes; Onygenales; Onygenaceae
Product: transcription initiation factor TFIID subunit 9
Exons: 1
Coding region: 1-642 (213 amino acids)
Biological process (GO): DNA-templated transcription initiation; RNA polymerase II preinitiation complex assembly
Cellular component (GO): SAGA complex; transcription factor TFIID complex
Molecular function (GO): RNA polymerase II general transcription initiation factor activity; transcription coactivator activity; protein heterodimerization activity
Source: RefSeq, a predicted model, not a curated record